AGCUGCUCAGAGCGCAAGCACCUCGAACGAGCCACUGCACCCCAUGGCCCCUUCGGCCUCGUUCUCGUUUGGCGCGCCCACCGCCUCGUCGUCGACGUCCACCCCGCUCAACAACCACGACCGCCCGCACCAGCCGCCGCUCAAGGAGUCGCGCACGUUCAUCACCGACACCUACACCAUCUGGGCGUCCCUCCAGCGCAUCGUGCAGCAGAACAACGCCGACCAGGACGACGUCUACGGCCCAGGUGGCGCUCCCGUCCCCACGCCAGACCAGGUCCAGUACUAUGGCCGCGUGUCGCGCCUCUACCGCGAGGCCAUCGUCCAACAGCUGCCCCUGAUCCAGAGCGACACCGACUACACGCCGGCGGGCAAGCACAAGGCGCUCGCCCACUUUGCCGCCAUGCACGGCGUCCUCGCCCUCGCCGAGAUCCUCUUCUUCCCCUCGGACGGCGUCGGCGAAGGGCUCGUCGCCGAGGAGCUCCUCGACUGGGUCAACACGAUCGACCCGGCUCCGUCCAACGACGAGGGCGCCGAGCUCCUCGCCCUCGCGUCGCCGUGGGACUCGGACGACUUUGUGCCGUACCUGUCGCGCUGCGUCCUGCGCGGCCACCUGUCGUCGGCCGCCGCCCUCCUGUCGCUCGUCGAGUCGCAGCACCCGGACGAGACGCUUCAGCACCUCGCCAAACACCUGUCGACCCUCGUCGCGUCGUACCCGCGCUCGACCGCGUUCCGCACCGAGUCGGCCUUUGUCGUCGCCCUGCGCCAGUGGCGCACCCAGACGCUCGCGCCCCUCAAGCCCCAGGUCGACUCGCUCCUGUCGUCGUCGUCCGACGACUGGGGCUCGUCGCUCGCGCCGCUCGUCGCCCUCGUGUCGUCGGCUGCCAGCGACCCGUCCUCGUCGUCGUCGUCGUCGGCCGCUGAAUCGGCCAUCGCCGCCCUCGGCCCCGAGGACUGGCGCGAGAGCCUCGCGGCGCACUGCCUGUGGGCCUCGCCGACCACUCUCCGCCGCGCCGACCUCCCGCCACUCGUCGACGCCCUGACGCGCACCCAGCCCGUCGACGCGUCGCUCCCCGCCGAGCGCGCCCACGCCGCCCUCCUCCGCGGCGACGUCCCCGGCGUCCUCAAGGCGCUCACGGGCGCCCACGCCUGGGCCGCGGCUCACCUCGGCGACCUCCUCGCGCACCUGCACCUCCCCGCGUUCGACCCGCCCGCGCUCACCGGCGCCGGCGAGGACGACGACGCGCUCGGGCUGCGCGAGGCGUUCCUCCUCGACUGGGGCGACCGCUGCACGGCCGACCCAGGGCUGUGGCGCGUCAGCUGCGAGUACUGGGCGGCGUGUGGCACGCAGGGGAGGGAAAAGGUGCGCGCGCUCGCCGUCGCGCUGCCGCUCGAGGUCGAGGGCGAGGGGGCGCAGCAGGGUGCGGGGGCACGAGCAGGGGCAGGGGCAGCAGGGGCAGGCGACGGCAUGGACGUCGAGGGAGAGGGGGAGGGCGAGGGCGAGGGCGUCGGCGCCGAGAAGGAGAACGCGGCGCCCAAGAAGAAGCGGGCCUCGCGCCAGGUCGACGAGCUCCUCGCCGUCCUCGCCGCGCUCGACCUCACGGACGAGUUCACGGCGACGUGCGAGGCGUAUGCGGCGAAGCUCGUCGACAAGCGGCGGUUCGGCGAGGCGGUCGCGUACGCCGUGAGGGCGGCCGACGGGAGGAGGAUUGCCGAGAUUGCCGACCGGAUCUUGGACGAGUACAUCGAGAAGGGUCAAGACGCCUUUAUCGCCCACGUCGACUCGAUCCCGACCUCGCUCCUGCGCCCUCCCUCGUCCGCUCCUCCCUCACCCUCGUCCCCCUCCGACCUCCCCGCCCUCUCUCCCUCUGCCGCCCUCGCCCCCUACACGGCCCGCCUCACGUUCCUCGCGCGGUACCGCGACUUUUUCGCCCUGUACGCGAGCGGCGCCCACCUCGAGGCGGCCCAGCUCCUCGUCCUCCUCCUCACGAGCGGCGUCGCGCCCAAACGCUUCUGGGCCGUCAUGCUCCUCGACUCUGUCCCUUUGCUCGAGGCCACGCCUCCCCUCCUCGACUCGGACGCCAUUUACGAGCUCCUGCGCGUCACCGAGGACCUCCUCGGCCCGCCCGACGUCUUUGGCGCGCUCGACCUCCUCGCGCGACUCGGCGGCGGCGGUGGUGGGACAGACGGCGCGGCCAAGCAGAUGCAGGUCGUGCGCGCCGCGCUCGCGAGGGGGCUCGCGGCGUGUGCGUGCCUCGAGUGA
Messenger RNA from Rhodotorula graminis WP1, 2260 nucleotides. RefSeq lists its product as uncharacterized. NCBI's taxonomy places the organism in Eukaryota, Fungi, Basidiomycota, Microbotryomycetes, Sporidiobolales, Sporidiobolaceae. The coding region runs from base 44 to 2260 and encodes 738 amino acids. Gene Ontology annotation, biological process: protein import into nucleus; mRNA export from nucleus; positive regulation of DNA-templated transcription. The transcript is spliced from 5 exons. Gene Ontology annotation, molecular function: structural constituent of nuclear pore. Gene Ontology annotation, cellular component: nuclear pore outer ring. The record is from RefSeq and is a predicted model, not a curated record.